This is a messenger RNA of Boleophthalmus pectinirostris (great blue-spotted mudskipper), 2248 nucleotides long. Its product is annotated as toll-like receptor 5. The record is from RefSeq and is a predicted model, not a curated record. The transcript is spliced from 2 exons. Gene Ontology annotation, cellular component: extracellular matrix. Bases 100 to 2025 code for a protein of 641 amino acids. NCBI's taxonomy places the organism in Eukaryota, Metazoa, Chordata, Actinopteri, Gobiiformes, Gobiidae. Gene Ontology annotation, molecular function: protein binding.
CUAAUAUAACUGUGGAUCAGAAACAUAAGCGCAGAAGAGGUGUAAAGCACAUACGUGUGAAGACUGAGAAAUAUACUGUCGCGGGAAUCUAACAAGACAAUGAAGAUGUGGAGACUGUCCCUUCAAAUGGCAAUGAUCUGCACUGUCCUCCAGCUCCAAAGUUGUUCCUCAUGCAUCAUCACUGGCCCUGUGGCUUUCUGUGCCUUCAAAAACCUCAGCUCUGUCCCUGAGCUCCCUCCACACAUCACACACUUGUUUCUGGAGAUGAACCGAAUCCAUGAAAUCACAGCCACUUCUCUGUCCCAGCUCCCCAUGCUACAACAUCUGGACUUAGGUCACCAAAAUGUUCCACUUGUGAUUCGCAACAACGCUUUCAGCAAACAGACAAACCUGACCAGACUUGUGCUGAGUUCAAAUAGGAAUCUGCAGUUAGAGCCAAGUGCAUUCGUGGGACUGUCCAACUUGAAACUUUUAUAUUUAGAAUACUGCAAUUUGAACAAAACUAUACUAAACAGCGCCGUUUUGGAACCACUCACAUCUCUGGAGACUCUUGAUCUAUUUGGAAACAAGAUUAAGAGGCUACAACCUGCAAUGCAUUUUACUAACAUGACCAACUUGAAAAAUUUGAAUCUGAAAUUGAAUUCACUUGAUCGAAUUUGUGAAGCUGAUAUGGCUGGAUUUAAGGGCAAAAACUUCGGGCAUGUCAAUCUGAACAGUGUGCAGCUUAGGACCAUGUCAAGUGAAGAUUUUGACUGGGAAAAAUGUGGCAACCCAUUUAAAAACAUGUCAUUUGAGUUCAUUGAUUUUUCGGACAACUAUAUGAAUUUGUCCAGUCUAAAGCAAUUUUUCAAAGCAAUACAAGGGACAAAAAUCAACAAGCUUAAACUUUCUGGGCGUUACGGUCGAGGGUUUUCAUUCAACAAUUUACCUGAUCCAGACAACACAACAUUUGAAGGCCUAAGGGACAGUCACCUGCAACAGUUGGAUAUGUCUACAAAUUGGAUUUUUGCAUUAAAACAUGGUGUCUUUAGCCCAUUCAAAGGCAUCCAAAUGCUUGAUAUAUCACAAAAUAAUGUAAAUCAAAUUGAUAUAAAUGCAUUUGAUGGUCUUCAGACAAGUUUACAGAGUCUGAACUUGUCACACAAUCUACUUGGUGAGCUCUAUUCUUAUACUUUUGCUGUUUUGACCAAUUUGAAAGUGCUAGACUUGUCCCAUAAUCACAUUGGGGUGCUUGGGUACCAGUCUUUCAGAGGUCUUACAAAUCUGCAGGCACUAUUCCUAACAGGUAAUGCCAUUGCAAAUUUAGGAUUCCCUGCUUCUUUACCAAAGUUGCAAAUACUUAAAUUGGAUGACAAUAAAUUAAAAUCCACCUACAAUAUUGCACAUUUUGCUGGUUCAACAAAGUACUUAGAUGUUUCGAGUAACAAACUGACAAAUUUGGGAGAUGUGUACAUGUUUUUAAGCACAUUUAAAAACCUCCAGUAUCUUAUUUUUAAAUAUAAUCCAGUUGAAACAUGCAUAGUGGAUUCACGUAUAACAUCAACUCAAUUAAAAAUGUUAUAUCUUGAUCAUAUCUCACUACAGCCUAUUUGGUCAAAAGGAAAAUGCUUGGAUUUAUUUGACCAUCUUGGACAAUUACAAUUUCUCAGCCUUACUAACAAUGGGAUCCGGACAUUACCUUUCAGUAUUUUCAAGGGCCUUAAAUCCAUCAAGCAAAUUGAUCUAUCAUCAAAUGCUUUGACACACAUUCAGGACAAUGUCAUUCCUCCAAAUCUACAAACACUGAAUCUCGCGAAUAACUUCAUAAUUGAGCCCCAACCCCAAAUAUUCAACUCACUCCAGGUUCUCAAUUUGAGGAUGAACCGAUUUCACUGUGGCCCAGGCUUAAAGGACUUUGUGACCUGGAUCCAACAGACCAAUGUGACUCUGAAAGGCCGCAUAGAUGAGCUAAGUUGUGAGUUUCCAUCAAGUCUGUCUGGUGUUUCGCUGAUAAAUGCUUAUGCUGCUAAGGGUGGAGUAGAGUGAAAAAGUGUCAGAUGUGCUUUACCUUUUAGUAUACUACAACUGUAUAUUCUAUCUACUCCAUACUGGUUACAUUAACUGCAACUGAGUUUUUACUUUUGAAAUAUCCACCUGUAAUGUACAAAACUUUAUUUUUUUUUUUAUGUGAGCUUGUUUUGAACUUAAAACACUGAGACUGAAAAUAUAUUGCAAAUAAAGUAAAUAUAACCACUAAACAAUCAAUAAC